GCUCCGCUAGUUAACAGAGUUCAUUUCGUGCGAAGCAUCUAAAAUGUCGAAGCCACAAUCCGACGUAGAUAAAAGGAAACAGAUCAGUGUGCGCGGCAUUGCCCAAUUGGAAGAUGUGAACGAGAUCAAAAAGGAUUUCAAUCGGCAUCUCCACUAUACGUUGGUUAAGGAUCGAAACGUAGCCACAGUGCGCGAUUACUACUUUGCCCUCGCCCACACCGUUAAGGAUCACCUGGUCUCACGAUGGAUUCGCACCCAGCAGUACUAUUACGAGCGCGACCCCAAGCGUGUGUACUAUUUGUCCUUGGAGUACUACAUGGGCCGAUCACUACAAAACACCAUGAUAAAUCUUGGCAUCCAAACAUCAUGUGACGAAGCAAUGUAUCAGCUCGGCCUGGACAUUGAGGAGCUGGAGGAGUUGGAAGAGGAUGCCGGGUUGGGUAACGGAGGAUUGGGGCGACUAGCAGCUUGUUUCCUCGAUUCGAUGGCAACUCUUGGGAUGCCUGCCUAUGGCUACGGCAUUCGUUAUGAGUACGGUAUUUUCGCACAGAAGAUUCGUAACGGAGAACAGGUGGAGGAGCCCGACGAUUGGUUGCGUUAUGGUAACCCUUGGGAAAAGGCCCGUCCGGAGUAUAUGAUUCCUAUUCAUUUCUAUGGACGUGUGAUCGACACUCCUGAGGGCAAAAAGUGGGUCGAUACUCAAACUGUUUUCGCCAUGCCUUAUGAUAAUCCAGUUCCCGGUUAUGGUAACAACGUUGUCAAUACGCUUCGCUUGUGGUCCGCCAAAUCGCCGAUAGAUUUCAACCUCAAGUUUUUCAACGAUGGUGAUUAUAUCCAGGCCGUGUUGGACCGCAAUCUAGCAGAAAAUAUCUCCAGAGUUCUGUAUCCUAACGACAACUUCUUCGAAGGAAAGGAGUUACGUUUGAAACAGGAGUACUUUAUGUGUGCAGCUACGCUACAGGACAUCGUGCGCCGCUACAAAGCCUCCAAGUUCGGAUCCCGCGACGCCGUACGGACUUCAUUUGACGACUUUCCGAAUAAGGUUGCAAUUCAGUUGAACGACACACAUCCAUCUCUGGCUAUCCCCGAAUUAAUGCGCAUUCUUAUCGACGACGAGAAACUAAGCUGGGAGAAAGCAUGGGAUGUAGUAGUGCGUACAUGCGCCUACACAAACCACACCGUACUUCCGGAGGCACUUGAGCGUUGGCCAGUAUCUAUGCUGCAGUCUAUCCUACCGCGCCAUCUGGAAAUUAUCUACCAUAUUAACUUUUUGCAUUUACAAGAAGUUGAGAAGCGUUUUCCUGGUGAUUUUGGUCGUAUGCGAGCUCUCUCGCUUGUCGAGGAAGACGGAGAGAAACGUAUCAAUAUGGCGAAUCUCUCAAUUGUUGGUUCACACGCCGUGAACGGUGUAGCAGCAAUCCAUUCAGAGAUCAUCAAGAAGGACAUUUUCAAGUCCUUCUAUGAAAUGACCCCUGAGAAGUUCCAAAACAAAACGAACGGUAUCACGCCCCGCCGCUGGCUGUUGCUGUGCAAUCCUGGGCUGUCAGAUCUCAUUGCAGAAAAAAUUGGUGAUCAGUGGCCUGUACAUUUGGAACAGUUGCAGCAGUUGAAAACGUGGUCCAAAGACCCGACAUUCCAGCGGGCUGUAGCGCGUGUUAAGCAAGAAAACAAGCUCAAGCUAGCACAGCUACUAGAGAAAGAUUAUGGCGUGAAGGUUAAUCCAGCCUCCAUGUUCGACAUUCAGGUCAAGCGUAUUCAUGAGUACAAAAGGCAGCUGCUCAACUGCUUGCACAUUAUCACGCUGUAUAAUCGUAUUAAGCGUGAUCCCACCGCAAACUUUACGCCACGUACUAUCAUGAUUGGUGGCAAAGCCGCCCCCGGAUAUUAUAUUGCAAAGCAAAUCAUUAAGCUCAUCUGUGCGGUCGGCAAUGUGGUUAACAACGAUCCAAUCGUUGGUGACAAACUAAAAGUUAUUUUCCUUGAAAAUUAUCGCGUGACAUUGGCGGAAAAGAUUAUGCCAGCCGCCGAUCUGUCUGAGCAAAUUUCCACGGCCGGUACAGAGGCUUCAGGGACAGGAAACAUGAAGUUCCAGCUGAACGGUGCACUAACCAUUGGCACGCUUGAUGGGGCGAACGUAGAGAUGGCCGAAGAAAUGGGUAACGAGAACAUAUUCAUUUUCGGAAUGACCGUAGAGGAAGUCGAGGACUUGAAGUGCCGUGGCUAUAACGCUUACGAUUACUACAACUCUAACCCUGACAUAAAACAAUGUGUCGAUCAGAUUCAGAAUGGUUUCUUCAGUCCGGGUAAUCCCCACGAGUUCCAAGAUUUGGCCAAUGUGUUGUUGAAAUAUGACCGUUAUUAUUUGUUCGCUGAUUUUGAAUCUUACAUCAAGACGCAGGAUCGUGUAUCGGCUGUUUAUCAGGAUCAACCCAAGUGGCUGGAAAUGUCCAUUAAUAACAUUGCCACCAGUGGCAAAUUCUCUAGCGACCGCACCAUUGCCGAGUAUGCUCGACAGAUCUGGGGUAUUGAACCGAGCUGGGAGAAGCUGCCGAAUCCAGGCGUAUCAAAGUAGACAAUAAUCUCAAAAAAAGGUUAAAUAGUCAGAGCCAUGUUUGCCACUGCCGGUACAUACACACCACAUCGGUUAAAAUAGAGGAACUGGCUAGAAACAAUGUCAGGCCAUAUAUCAAGUCAGCUUUGCGAGUCUAUCCUGAAAUAUACUCUAUUCUAGGGUGCCAUCGAUAUUACUAACACUGAAAUCUAACAAAAAUAUUAUAAUACACAAGGGGAUUUAGUUAUGUAGCACCAUCACAAUUGUGGAUCGUAUAGUUUUUUUUAGUCCGUCUAUCGAUUUUAUGUUACCUUUGUAAUGUUACUAUGAAUACAUUUGUUGGCAGAAAACGUUAUGGGAUAAUGUUUUCCAAAUAAAAAUAUAUAUAUAAAUCGCACCCUGCAGGGCUUAGCGAACUUAUGUGCAUUCUUUCACUGCUUUCUAAUUACACCAACUGCUAAUUAGUAAACAAACGGACCAUGUUACAAACGACACCUGAAGUAGGAUUCUUGAGACAUUUUUUAUUUCUCUCUUUAUCUUCUCGUUGUCUAAUCUGGCCAUUUACAUUUGCAUAUAGAUUAGUUAAACCACAUAAAUAAUAUAUAUUUGUUUAUAUGCACAGUUAUGGUUUGCGUGAACACUUUCGGAAAGUGUUGCUAUAACGACUUGGUUACAGACCGCGUAGAAACGAGAGGGGAAUGUUAUUUUUAGCACAUGUUCUGGAUAAAAAUCAGGGUAAAUCAUACCUAGACAAUUAAAACAUAUUUAAAGCUAAUACACUACUAUUAACCCAUUUUACGGCAUGCAAAACGGUAAAACGUAGCCUGUUUGCAUUUAAAUAUGUUUUAUUUAGCUAGAAGUUGAUUCACAUGAAUAUAAAUUAUAAUUGCCUAUCGAAACGGUAUGAAUUUUGAUCUUGUUUUUUUUAUUCUGAAAAUAACUUUCUCCGUUCGAUUCCGCACGAGCAAUAACCAGGCCAGGCAUUCGCUCUAUUCUCACCUUUUUAACAUAAGACAAAUUGCGCUAUAUCCUUCGGAACAAUUAUUAAGACUACAAUCUAAUGCCAACGAACUGAAGAAAGGUCAUUGGGUUAUCAUUAUUUUUAUAAACUAAUUAAAAAUUAUAGUUUAGAAACUCAAUAAAAGGACAGAAUAAUUGAAUGGUUAUGUAUAUUUUGUUUGUGCUUUACAGAAAAAAUCAUCUCCCAUUGAUGAAAGGCACUUGUUUAGAAAUA
Molecule: messenger RNA, 3785 nt
Organism: Anopheles nili
Lineage: Eukaryota; Metazoa; Arthropoda; Insecta; Diptera; Culicidae
Product: glycogen phosphorylase
Exons: 5
Coding region: 44-2572 (842 amino acids)
Biological process (GO): glycogen catabolic process
Cellular component (GO): cytoplasm
Molecular function (GO): glycogen phosphorylase activity; pyridoxal phosphate binding
Source: RefSeq, a predicted model, not a curated record